AUGCGUUUCCAAUACCUGGCUAUUUCUGUCUUCGCUGCGUCGACAGUAACCGCCGCCGCGGUCCCGGUGGACGCAACCGCAGCAACGGAAAAACGAGAUGUGCCCUGCGGUUGCACGCAGGACUACAUCGGUAACACAUGGGGCUGCAGCAGUGUGUUCCCUGGUCAGAAUCACUGUCAGCAAGUGGGCGUUGCUGGCGAUUACCCGUUUUCUGUUGAUAACCACCUCGCAGAGAUGUUUGUAGUUCAACUCGGGGGGUCUCACCUCAGCAAAGUGUUGCACCGCGUGCAGUGA
This is a messenger RNA of Colletotrichum graminicola M1.001, 294 nucleotides long. RefSeq lists its product as uncharacterized. Lineage: Eukaryota; Fungi; Ascomycota; Sordariomycetes; Glomerellales; Glomerellaceae. The transcript has 2 exons. The record is from RefSeq and is a predicted model, not a curated record. Bases 1 to 294 code for a protein of 97 amino acids.